Molecule: messenger RNA, 15083 nt
Organism: Epinephelus moara (kelp grouper)
Lineage: Eukaryota; Metazoa; Chordata; Actinopteri; Perciformes; Serranidae
Gene: crebrf
Product: creb3 regulatory factor
Exons: 10
Coding region: 415-2610 (731 amino acids)
Biological process (GO): regulation of transcription by RNA polymerase II; response to unfolded protein
Cellular component (GO): nucleus
Molecular function (GO): RNA polymerase II transcription regulatory region sequence-specific DNA binding; DNA-binding transcription factor activity, RNA polymerase II-specific
Source: RefSeq, a predicted model, not a curated record
CUCCAUUGAAAAGAGGGCCUUAUUAUCUCCAACAGGGGAACAUACACGAGGUCCUACACGAAGCGAGACGUGUGCGUGGGCGUCCUAAAAGUGAGUAGGACCGUUAUCGAUCCGUUUUGGGGGAACUUUGCUGAGCAGUGGAUGUGUGUUUGCGCCGCGGCGGAGGAUUAGCUUUGAAGCUAACGACCUGAAGCAAACAGAGAACCACACCAGACCACAACAGAUCAGACCAGGUUGAGCCCAAAUACUGACACCCCCCUUCUCCCCUCCCCCCCCCUCAGCCUUGAAGGCUGCAUCCACCAGAUUGUUUCAUUUAGCAAUAAUUUCUUGUGCUGAUCGGACAACCUCAGGCCACUGGGACUGGACAGGAGGCCCAGAGGUUUCCCCCGCUGGAGCUCUAAGCUGUGCCUGGCAAUGCCUCAGCCCAGCGUCAGUGGGAUGGAGCCUCCCUUUGGGGACGCCUUUCAGAACUACUCGUUUGCUGACCAGGCCCUGACCAGCACUGAGCUGCUCGCCACCAGCUCUGACCCAGAUUUCAUGUACGAACUGGACAGAGACAUAACCCACCGGCAGAGCCCCUGUGGGGACAGCGUGGUGGGUGCUGGGGACGGAGGCAAGGAGGUGGAGGGUGGUGUGGAUCAGUUCAUGGGUCUUGGCGAGUGUGAGACAGUCUACAGCAGCUCAGCGUUUGAACAGUGGGACUCCUACUGGGAAGACCUCACCAGAUACACACGGCUGGCCAGCUGUGACAUCUGGGGCACCAAAGAGGUGGAUUUCCUUGGAUUAGAUGACUUCUCUAGUCCCUACCAGGAUGAGGAAGUGAUUGGUCGAACCCCAACGCUGGCUCAGCUCAAUAGCGAGGAUUCGCAGCCUGUGUGUGAGGCCCUCUACCCCCCUACUGACCUGACCCUGCCUGCCCCUCAGCCUCAGCCGUCCCAGCUUCCCAGUCACAGUAAGAGACCUCUGGUCCCUGGCCAAGGAUUUGGCCCCGGCUCCGCACGUCCCUCCCCAAGCUCCACAUCCUCUUCCCGUCCUUCCCGCAGCCUUCUCCCAGACUUUCCUGAAAGCUCCCAAAAAGCUACCAGACCUGUCCCCUCCAGCACUGAGACUAUGGCCAAGACCCAGAACCUCAUCAGUCUCACCCAGGACCAUGGCCAAGCUCACACCAAGCACCAGGGGCGCGGAACCAAGAUGGCAGCCCCAACUUCUCACGGCAUUGACUUUGUGCAGAAGGCUAAAGUCCGUGUGAGUGCUGUGCCUAAAGCUCAGACUGAUAUGCCCUCCCAGACGGAUUUUGAGAGGUCAGAUGCACCUCUACCUCUUUCCCAGCCCCAAGACGAGAAGGCCUGCACCUCAGCGAGCGCCACCUUGGUGGGAAUUCCAGUUGCUGCAGCCAGUGGCUCUGCCAGUCUGACGAGCUAUGAGAGGAGGGCAGAGGGGGCAGGUAGGAGGGAGAUACCUGUAGGCUGGUCCGCCACCAUGCCUCAACUGGUCGAGGCGAGCCAGGCCCUGGAGAGUAGUACUUCUGGGCUGGUCAGCAGCGGAGAUAGUGUGGCGGGAGCUAGCGGCGGUGGUGGCGUUCUGGUUGUCGAGGGGACGGAGAAGAGCAAGGAGGAGGAGCACAACUACUCUCUGUUCCUGACCCGCAGGCUGGCGGGCAGAUCCCACUCCCAGCUGGAAGAGGACGAGGAGGAGGAGGACGAGGAAGAGGUGGAGGAGGAGGAAGGCGAUGGGCUCGAGCUGGAUGACGAAGACCAUGAUGAGGGUUUUGGCAGCGAGCAUGAACUGUCUGAAAAUGAGGAGGAGGAGGAUGAGGAGGAGGACGAAGACUACGAAGCUGACAAGGACGACGACAUGAGUGAUGCCUUCUCCGAGCCAGGCUGUGACAUGGAGCUGAUGGAGGACAUUAAAGGCCUGACAGCAGGAGUCUCCAGCCGGAAGAGAAGCAGGCGUCGCUACUUCUGGGAGUACAGCGAGCAGCUCACCCCCUCCAAACAGGAGCGUAUGCUGAAGCCGUCUGAGUGGGACAGACACACGCUGCCUAGCAACCUCUACCAGAAGAACGGGCCUCUCCAUGGAAAGUAUAUGCUGAAGAAGUCUCGGCGCACAGACGUGGAGGACCUGACACCCAACCCACGCAAGCUGCUGCAGAUCGGCACAGAGCUACGCAAACUGAACAAGGUGAUCAGUGACUUGACCCCCGUCAGUGAGCUGCCGCUGACUGCACGACCGCGGUCACGCAAGGAGAAGAACAAGCUGGCAUCCAGAGCUUGUCGUUUAAAAAAGAAGGCCCAGUAUGAAGCAAACAAGGUGAAGCUCUGGGGACUCAGCACAGAAUACGAUCGGCUGCUGUUUGUUAUCAAUGCCAUCAAGGAGGAGAUAGUGGCCCGAGUGGAGGACUCCUCUCCGCGUCCGACCAACAUGGCCGACACUCUGGAGCAUCUCAUCAAAGAGACACUCGAUCUCCCUUUAUGUGUUUCUGUGUGUGCAGUGGCAUCACCUGUUGCUGGGCAGACUUCAGACUUCGUCAACAAGAUCUUGGAGAACACAGGACGCGGCGAUCCCACCGGCGGACUGGUCGGCCUGCGUGUCCCCACCUCCAAAAUCUAGACAAACCGUGGUCCACUGAGAGAAGUGGACUAGAUAUUACCACCGUGCUGUCCCAUUGUAACUAUGCUCCCCUCUGCAUGCCCCUCCAACCCAGAGUACAUACACAUUGUUAGUCACACAAACACACAUACCACUCCCUGUGUGUAUGUAUGUGUGCUUGUUUUAGCCAUGCACCUGUAUGGCGUACACCCUAGCUUACUGUCUCUGCACGCUGUGCGCAGAGUCAGUGCGUCACUGUCUCCCAACCCAUUGUGAGCGUCUGUUGGGAAAAGCGCCUCUUAAAGCAAGGGAUGGUUAGGUGUAUAGCUAAUAGCACGUCCUAAAUCCACUGGUGAUUAUUAGAUGUGUUUAACAUAGUGUUGUGUAGGGUCGGUUCAGACAGAGGUCUGCUUCCAGGGCUGACAUGGAGACAGUCACACGAGUGUAACCACUGGAAAACUUUCACAUAAUUUGCUGAGGUUGUAAUGACAGAGGAAGAAUUGUUACACAUCAGACACCAUCAAAGGUUGGAAAAAGUUCCAGUUAUCAUUUCCUAUAGGAGGCUUGCCUCACAGGGCAACAAACUAAACUCCAAGCUCUUACAAUUGACCCACUCAGUAAAGUACUAUAAUAGCUUUGGUUGCCAAGACAGCUGCAGAGAAAAAAAAAAAGCAGCGUUCUCUGAGGCGUUAUGGGGUGGCAGGAAAUAUUUUGUAUUGAAGGCCUAAAUAUGUUCAUGCCAUCCCCUGUUUGCCAAUCAGGUCUGCUGUUGUUAAAAUGUAGGAGUUAGCAAAAAAAGCUCAAAACAAAAAAGCAGAUAAAGUUAAAAUUACACUUAAACGAUUAAGCGUCAGACAUCCUGCUGGGUGGAGGUUUGCGGCAGGCAGGAGGAAGCUUAUCGGCUAAUUUUGACUACGUUAACUUAAACAACAUGAGGUAGCUGACCAUGUGGAGAGGAAGUGCAUGUCGUUUGGUGCUUUUCAGCCUUGUGCUGGUUAUAACUGGACUGGGUGAAACAGGCUUUUUGCCAGAACGGGAGCAGACUGUGAGGACGAUGAUGAUGGUGGUGAUGAAGAAGAAGACAUAGACAGUGAUCCAUCUCCUCUAGGAAACUGUACAUAGAAGUGUCUCCCAGUGAAAAACGGCACCGGCUCCCCUUUUUGUACAGUAGAGAAGACCAGGCUAACAGUUUGGUGUGUUCAUACUAGUGUUUGAUCAGAGUUCUAUUCAUUGUGCCUUGUGUAUGUAUGUGUGUGUUUCUGUAAGUCUGAGUGAGUGUGUGAGAGGGACUGAACGAGAGAAGGUGAUUGGUCAGAGCUCCCCGAGGUCCAGCCAAGGAGAGGACUACUUUACACUGAGGGAGUUUGUUAGUGCGAGGAUGGAGACAUUUGUGGGGUUCGCUGUGUAUUUCAGUUGUCUAAAGAUAUUCUGAAUGUACAUAAAACAAGUGGAAGCUCUCGUUGCGUGAUGCCACAGAGUCUGUGUAUAUAGGAGGGCUCUGCAAUAGAUUACUUUUGGUUUUUGGUACUCUUGUCUUUAGGGAUCGGGGGAGGGUUAAGAGAUAUUUUCGUUUAGAGUUACAAAAAAAAUAUUUGCACACUAUAUUUUGAUUGUUUUUUGUACCAAAGACACAUGCAACGAAAUGGCGACCAGCCAGUUAAAGUAAGGUUUUGCACAGCUUACCUGACGCCGUAUUGAAUGUAAGAAAUGUGGGAGGGUCAGGGAACUUCAUAGAACUGUGAAAUUAGCUUGGGUCCAAUUCUGUACAGAAAAGGAACAUUCAUGAAUUUUUUUAAAAUCUGAAAAUCAACCCCGUCUGUGGGCUUCUCCAGUAGAUGUGUUGCUUAGCAAGCACUUCAUUCCUGAACUGAUUCCUACCCCCCACAUGCUAAUUGUUUUAAUGGCGCUUUCUAGGAUAAAACCCAAGAGCGCAAGUAGAUAAGCUAUGUUACAUUUUUGCUUGUUUGUCAAAAUGUCACCAACAAUAACCAAAAUGUUUUGUUCCUGUUGUCACUUGUUUGAUUUCUGUAUGUAGAAGAGGUCUAGUCAUCAUCAACAGAAUAUUAACGGAAUUGUGUUUUAAAGUACUGUAUAUAGACACAUUAAUGCUAUAUCUAUCAAUGGUGAAAUGCCACUUUUCAUGACAAUUGAUUCAUUUUUAAGCAUGACACAUUUCUAAAAGCCUAUCCUUGCAUCGAGAUGUUAGAGGGAAAAAACACAAAAACCAAAAAAAAAAAAAAGUUCUUGUUAUAUUUUUGUACUUUAGCUGCCUGCUAGCUUUCCUGUUGGUUUGGAAGUAUUCAUUGGGAGGAGAGAAGGAGAUGUGGAGGAAAAGAGGAGACAGGUCUUAAAGAGCAGCCAGUCAAUCUGAUAGUUUGAUAUAUGAAUCGACACUUGACCUCUUCAGUCUCCUUUGCUGGCUGAGGGAAAUACAGAGAAGCAGGACUGGAUUUAUUUAAAACAUAAUGCAGUGAAGCCAUGGUCUAGUUUGAAUGGUCUAUAAAGAGAAUGAGGACAUGCUGUCUUUAGCGAGGACAGGAAAGCAAGGAACUCAGAGGACAACAGCGUGAAGAUGUGAGGACAGUUUGCAUAAGAAAGCCAAAGCCAUUUGAUUCUGGCCCAAACUGAUUUGGAUUCAGCGCUGCGCAUUGUCAUUCAGAUUUCUACACGUAUUCCCUCUGUUGACCAUGAAGUUGGUUGAGUUUUGCAUUUCCUGGGAGAGGCAUUGUUCCUUUUGAGGUGGCAUUGCUGGAUUUUUAUCUGCCUGGCCUUGCCUUUGGUCCUCAGCUCACACCCUUCCUGACCGCUAAGAAUAACUUAAUUUACCACAACUCAGAGUUACAGUAUCCAGGCCACAAAUUGGCAGCAUGUCCAACCUUUAGAAAUGCAUGAUGCCUGUAUGCUUGCCUCCCUGCUGCCUCCCCGGAGGAAACGCCGCCAUUCCCGGGAACUUAAAAAUUCAACCAAACGCGUCUGAUGAGGCUGAAUUCAGGUUAGCUUGAAGUGAAGAAGGCGCUGCUUCACAGAAUGAACUCUGAUGUCUGACGAUGGUGGUCUUUCUGUAUCGUGUGAUUGAAUAACAGCUAGUGCUACAUAUAUAUAUUUUUACUGAUUUCUGUUCCGUCUAAAAAGGGAGAAAUGGUGCUUUUUUCUGAAACUAGAAUGAUGAGUAUCCAUGAUUCUUAUUUGACUCCUUAGUCUAGUUGUAGCCUAAUGACUUGCUCUCCCCUACCGUCCAUAGCUAUUUUCUUAGUAGUGAUUCAUUUUUGUAAAUAGUCUAUAUAAGUUAAUAUGUAUCUUCUAAAUGUUAGAUAUAUGUAUAGAAUACUCUAUCUUAUAUGUUUGAAAACAAAAGCACUUUGUCCAAAAAAGGAAAAAAAAAAAAACACAAAAAAAAGAAAAAGAAAAGCAUUUUUUUCUUCCAUUUGCUGCUAAAAGGCCUGGUGUGAAUGCUGCAAGUGUACUUGACGACUACUUGCUAGGAUAGGUCUAUUACCUGACUUGGCUAGGUCUAUAAACUAGCAGGGAUUAGGUGUAGGACCUGACGAGGGCUAGAUCUACAUGUUUCUGGAGCCAUGUAAUGAUGCGAGGUGUCGUAUGAGCGCGUAUCAUUGCUUGGCUUUUGGUGUUUUGACAGGAUAGGUCUAUUUCCUGGUCAGGAGCCGUGCGGAUAGGGUGUUUGUGGUCUUAAAAAAAAGAGGGUUUUGAUUCCAGGGCCCCUACGUUGAUCCUGAUGCUGACCCCCUUGGCGUCAUGAUUCAUUUGCCUUCAGUAGAGGUUUCCUAUGGAAAAACUGAUUCUGCUUUGGCUUCCUCUUCAGGGUGAUGUACAGUGUAGACACAUUUCUCCAGAGAGCUAUAUUGUUAUCAUUUGUAAACUGAUUUCUACUUGUGACUUAAUGAGGAGGGGGUUUAGCCUAGGGCGGCCAGGAAGAGCCCAUUUGAAAGACGUUGUUCCGGGCCGCCUUAGGGGAAGUUACUAUAUCACUGUACUGUAUGGCAAGCCAGUUACAAAUGGAGGCUCAAUCCGGACACUUAUUGCCUUUUUGAACUUUUCACUUACACACAAACAAAAAUAAUAACAUGGCAGACAUGUCAGUUGCCAAGGGGUGUGCCCGAGGUUGAUGACAUUGUUGCGCCAAUAUACAGUCAACAACAACAAAACCAUUCAGCCUGAUAGGCUCAAAACAACCUUGACUGAAGUAGCAGACGUGGUGAAAUAAGUCUGAAAAACAGCUUCAAAAAAUUUGAACUACUUGUGCUCAGUUGUAUCUUUUGGGAUAAUAUUUGAAGCAUUUUUUCGGCUACAGUUUUGCCCAGGUCUGGCAGGGGGUCAACAGUGGUUAAAGGGCUGCUGGUUGGCCGACAGUAGAGCGGAGCGUUUGUGUUUUGUAGUCGAUCACGAGGCUGAUACAAGAAAGAGUCCUCACAGGUUUUUACAUUUAACAUGAUAGGCGCAAGCUGUGCAACUUUACAUUCAAACCAGGAGACUCUGUGGCAUUUUAACAGUCAAGGAAAUGAGUGAAAAUCCACGCCAGUAAAACUAUUCCUUAUUCUUUUUAUUUCUGAUGACAUAAAUCCUAUACAGUCAACUAUUAAGCUAAUAGAGUGUGUAACUUUGUGCUACUCUUGUCCAAUAAAAGCUAAGUGGAUCCAUAAAGCUCUUCUUCAGCAAAUCAGGGUAAUAUCGUUCUUCUAUCUGACAUAUGUGAUGACAUAUAAAAUCAAAAGAAAAUAUAUUUAUGUAUUCCAAUUAUUGUCGCCAUUCUUUACUCUGUACAAAAUAUUUUGUGUGUGUGCGUGUGUGUGCGUGUUAUGAAAUAUCAAUGUCAAUCAAUAUAGUGCAAUGCUCUCUACACAAACUGAAAAAAAGGCCAACAGACUUGUCACAAGAAUAAUCAAAGUUUCUCCGCUUUCUCCAGAUCGGUAUUCUAACAUACACAACCUGCAACAUUUUCCUCUCACAAAGGAUUUGACUCUGAUUUCCUGCCGUGAUCCAACUGGGGUUUGUCACUUGGUGCUGAUUACUUUUCGUUAUCCAACAAGUCAUCCAAGAAUUUAAAUGGCAUCUGUAUUUAGAUCCACUCACAAAUAACAUGUGAUUAUUGUUCCCAAUAACUGUCAUCAGACCGGACUUCCCCUCCCGAUCAUUUUCAUUGAUUCUAACUGUCCCUGUUGGACCAAUCAGAGGAAGAUUCACACUGAUUCUUACUCUGAACAACAGAAUGAUGAUUUCUGUAUUACUGAGCUGUAUGAUCGCUGUUGUUAAGCAUACCAUUAUUUGUUGUGUAAAAGUCAGACUCUGGGAUUUAACACCACUGUACAAACUCACAGCAGAGCCAUAUCCCAUCUGUUAGGUACAAAAUAUUGACCAGAACUGCGAAAUUAAUGCACAUAUUCUGGUGCAUUAGGACGUUGUUUUGUUAAUUUAAAUAGCAAGUGGAAUUUCCUUUAAUUGUUAAAAUAUUGGUAUAAAUCCAACUUGUGUAAUAUUUGGUAACACUUUAUUAUUGUUUCUGAAAUGUUGGAAUAUUUUCAAAGAAGUUUCAUGGAAGGAGCUAUUUAUUUGGUUGUAGGGAAAAUAAUUGAUUCACUUAAAGUGCAAAGCAGGAAGGCUUCAACAUAUAUGGAAGACAUUGUAUGAGUGAAUACUUAACUUGGCUUUAAAGCUGCCCUAAGCAAUAUUUAUAUAUUUAAAAAAAAUGAUUUAUUUACUUCAUGUAAAGUGACAGGUUGUUGCCUGUAGUAAUCAACCCACAGAGAACUGAAUAGAUUCUGCAGCUCUGCUCAUCUCAAUUGAGCAUUUUAGCAUCUUUCAGCUUUUUGUUUUGGUUUUCAGGCCUGAAACUUUACUGGUUUUCGCAGACAGACACAGUUAGCAAUUAGCUGGUGAACAGAGCCUCAUGCCCAAUAACAGCAGCAGAUUUAAAGCCAAUUUGACAUAGUGGCCAAAAGUGGAAUUACCACUUCCGAGUUCAUUACAUUGACACUGUACGUUUCUGAAAACUACAAAUACGUUACAUUUGUACAUUAUUUUGUAACAGAUACACUGAAACUUUAUUUGUCACAACGUGGUGGGUGGUGAAGGUUUGGUUAGGUUAAGGCACAAAAACAACUUGGUUAUGGUCAGGAAAAGAUUUUUGUUUAGUGGCAAAAAAGCUGCUGGAAAAACAAGUCUGUAAAAAACACCCAGGAUCAGUGCCACACACUGUUGGACAUGCAGCAGGUGUUUGUUGGAUUCAAACAGUCGUCCACCAACCCCUCAACAUCCCAGUGACAAAGUCAGCUUAGAUACUUCGUCAUCGUAGAAACAUUGAUAUGAUUCGUAUGAAAUGUGAAAAUAUAACAUACAGUUGUGGUUUACAGUAACGUACAAUGCAAACAUUUUCUUCUGGCGGUUUGGCUUUACCGUGGUGCCCUAAAAGACUUUAUCGCAAUGACUGACAAAUUUUUUAACCAGAAGUCAAACUUUUUUGGUUUCAUGCGCCACUGAGCAGUUUACGUGGGAAUGGAUGGGGCCCUGCUUCCAGUGCUGUAUCCCGUUCUCUUUAUACAUCCAUGGCAUGGCCUCAGACCGUUCGCCAUUUUCUACUUUCUCGCUUCAGCUUUGAUUUGCUUGAAAUGGAUAUGCCAUCAGGUUACUCUUAGAUUACCAUGAUAAAAGCACUGCUUAAGUGAAUCAAAUUCACUUAGGCACCCCAGGACACAGGGAAGCAUUUAGCUGAGUUGGUAGAUACCAAAAGCAGAUCUUAAAGAGACUAAAUAUUGGACUUAAAUUCACCACAUGGCCAGAAACAGGACUCCAAAUGAAUGAUGCUAUUUGCUAACACGUUCACAACAACUUUGUAAGGGAAAAAACACGAAAUAGCUGUUUCCAAGAAACUUCUCAGUAUGUUAUUAUGAAAUUACAGAUCUUAAAGAUGAAUGUUGCCAAAUAUUCUUUCCUAAAUAAAUGGGGUUUGUCAAAGAAAAACUACAAAUUACCUCACCUCCUGCUGGUUGUGAUGUCAGAUUUCAGAGUCUGGUUUUCCUUUCGGGGCAUUUCAAAUGUUUCCUGUCUUGUUUGGACCCAUGUGGGCUGCCCUCGUUGCUUGUAAAAACACCUCAUCUUCAGAGGCUGUAUGCUUACGACCCUCCACAUUUUUCCCUGUGUAAAGUAGAUGCAUACAGAAAUGUACUCUGUGACAUAAAGAAAUGCUGUGGGAAUGAUGUUUCUGCAUGCCGAUUUCCCGCGUAGCACUGAGAGAAUCAAGUGACGUCUGGAGUUCUUCGCAGAUUGGGAAAUAAUUUGGCCAAUCAACGGUCUCCAUCAUCACAAAGUUCACUCACUGCACUGUCAGUCGAAUGAUUUCAUACUUGCUGCUAUUGAAUGAGCACAAAGAGACUUAAGUUUUUGAUUUCGAGUGUCCAUGACACAAUUACCGUUUAUUAUUAUCACACACCCCGUUUUUUGUUUUCAACACCUUUUUUCCUACGACAGUCAAAAGACCAACAGUGUUACUCACCAUGCACUUGGUUUUUGAAUAUGAUGCCUGCUGAACCAGGUGCCUUAAUCAAAUAUAUGAGAACACAAAUCUGCACCUUUUGUCAGUCUGGAGGGGGUUUCCCUACAGAAACAAGGGGCUGGGUUUCCCAAAACCUAAACUUGAAGUACAAAAAGCAAAUGAACCUCAUUUUAAAACCUGAAUCAAAACAUUUUGUAUCCGCCUUUAACAGCAGAUGAGAGCUGUUUCACCCUGCAAAGGAUUUCCCCAUCGAAGUAUUACUAGAGAAGAGCAUAAAUAAGAACUUAUAAACUAAAUUGCAGUUGUUUUGGGAAACCUGGUUCCGUUUUGAACUCUUUCUCUGCCCACUACGCCAUGUUAUUGUGUUUUCUGUAUUGGCUGCUGCUGCUAUCACCGCUGGUGUGUCCGUGUAGAGAAGAGCAAACUUCCACUGUGUCUAAGGCAGAGGGAGACUUGGGCCUGCUUUUUACCUAGUCAAUUACAAUGCAUCCUUCUUCUUCUUCUUCUUCUUCUUCUUCUUCUGUGGUUUUGACAUGGAGCACCGUGUUGCUGCCUCUAGAGACCUUUUUCGAGAAAAACAAAAGAAAAAAAGCAUAAAACAGAACUUUCCGUUUCUUAACUUUGCUAUUAUGAAGUGCCAGACCCUCCUUGAAGUCAGUGUGUUGGCACUGAGUCGCAGGUUGCGAAUGAAGCGACAAACUGAGCAUGGAGGUAAACUGUGGUGCUAAUCUGUCAGUGGCUGGGUGCUAACAUGGCUGUGUUAAAAAGCUGUAUUAGCCAUAUUAUUCCUUCUGUUGAUGACUCCGGUCAGUCUUGUGUUUCUGACUGCUGCACUGCUGUAUGCUGACAUAGCGAGGUAUAACUCUGCUGCUGCUGCUUUGCUGAUGAAUGUAGACUAGUCUUCCUCAGCAGGAUCAUACAGACAGACGUGAGUGUCUGGCGGAGCUUUUUUCCUGUUGUGCUACUUCCUGUUAGACAUUUUGUUUGGAACACAGAGGGAGACUCUUGUCGUCAGGAUCCAGAAAAGAUCAUGAAUGUUGUAUCUUUAUAUGGCCGUUGUCCUGCUUGUAUGUUUAAACCUUUUUUUAUUAAUUAAUAUUAUGGUUUGAUAUUUAUGCUCUGACUCUGUCAAAUGUUUGCACAUUUGAAUUUUUAUUCCCUAAAUUAUAUUUUAUUGCCUUUUUUCCCUGAUCCAAGUGUUCAUACCAUUUCUUUGAUAUUUAUUUGUUUUGUCCUGUAAAUUAACAUGUGAGGAGACAAUUUGUUGAAUCAAGACUUUUUACUAGCUUUUCCACAAAAGCAGGCUUCAUUAGGAGUCACAUGAGGUUCACAGACAUGAAUCAAAGUCACAAUGAAAACGGAAACUAUCUGGCAAUUAGUAAGUAAUAAUUACAACAUAUGUUUUCUUGUAUUUUUACGCAGAAAUCUUAUUACAUGUGCUCAUGAUUUAUCGUUAAUAUGACCUCAUCAUACGCUACAAAUUUAAUUUAUAGAGGAGAUGCAAUUAAUUAAGUAAUGUUAAAUUACAUGGCAGAGAAUGCGUCAUCAGAUUAUUAAACAACUUAAACAACAAUAGAAAGAAAUUAGUGAAAGACAUAAAUCAGGAUAAAAAUUGAUUUACAAAAAACUACAUAGACAGAUACAUGAAUGCAGCAAUUAUCGCACCUAACAGAGCAGCACUUUUAAAUUUCGUUGUAUUGUUCUCAAUAUAAUGACAAUAAAGGCACUUUGACUUUUUUUUACUUUUUUUUGACAGCAAGAUGAAUACUUAAAGGAGAUCAAAUUUACUAAUUGUUGGCAGACGAGAAGGUUGUUCCCAGUCGUGUCUGUACAGUGAAUAUAAAUCUACAGCAAGCAUCUUAGCUUAGUUUAGAUUAGCACAAGACUGGUUUGUGUAGACGCACUUUCACCGGAGUUUUAAAUAAGCAAAACAUUUUUUUUCUAUAAACAAAACUUACAAUAUGUCAUCAGAAUAACUUGAAAAGUGAAAUUACAUAAAAAUACCACACAUUAUGGCUUGUUUCUGUGUUCUUGUCUUCCUGUCCUUCGCUAACCUAUUACUUUAUACUUUCACUGCACUAUGUUCUGCCCUAAUAUCACUUAAAGGAAACAAGAACUGCAGUUUCAUUGUGACUUUGAGUAAUAGUUGUCUGUGAAGCCCAUGCAGCGUUUUGUCAUUGGAGGUUUGAGGCGUGUAGCACCAAACAGAGUUAUAAUUUUCCGAAAAUGUGAUAAAGCCUGAAAAUGAAACAAAAUUUGCACUCAACUUCAUCAAAAGUCUGAUAGAACCCAGCAACGCAAUAAUGUCACCAGUAAUGUCAUAAAAUGUCUGGAUUGAUAUUGUAAUAACAUUUGUACUGAUAAUGUAAUACCAUAAUACAUUAUUGGGAAUUUAACUAUAAUUUUUCAAAUCAGCCUUAUUGUCUUGACGGCCCCUCUGGAGUUGCGGCAUUUUUUUUCGCGCAUGCCAAAACAAUUAGCCUGUGCUCUCAGAUAUUUGAAAGCACCAUUUGCAACACAAAGUGAUGCUAAUUUCGCCUUAUUAGGAAGUCAUUCACCACGUGUGUAAAAAGUACCCAGACAUUAUACUUAAGUCAAAGUAGUGGUUCUCAAACUUUUUUGUCAGGCCCCUCUUUGAAAUUAGAAAAAUCCAUUCCCCAUCAUAAUCCAUGGGGAUGCAAGAGAAUUUAAGUCAGUUUCUACUUUUAAAUCUGCUUAAGUACUAAGGUCAACUUUUUUUUUUUAAAAUCUAAUUUCAAAUUUAAAUUGAAACCCCUUUUGAAUGGAGAGAUUUCCACAAAUCAGAUGAGGCAAAGGAGUCACUCAGUCACUGUUGACUCGGAACAUUUUGUGGAGAUUGAAUUGACUUCAUAGCUCGCUUGUGUUAUAUUAGCCAUCUUCUGCAGCUUUUGUCACCUGAAAUCGACAUCAAAGAACUAGUGAUGACAAGGCUGACCAUUGUGUCGCCUUACAUCGCCUGUGUCUGUGCCAAAAAGUUGCACUUGAACACACCGCAAAGACUGCAUCCAGUUGAGACUAGCACUUAUGUUCUACGCCUGUGUGAAAGGAAAUAACCUUUUAUACCAGCAGGUGGCAGUAGUCUGUGUUCGUCAUUCAAAAAAGGAAACUGAUAAGACUGACAGGACAUAUUAAAGACAUUAGUUAGCCAGUUAGUACAUGAACAACACAACCCGAUGUUGAAAGAACCAAAUUCUGAGCUGAACUGCCGAUUUUAUUCACCGACAGGCUCCGCCAUCUCUUUUUCCGAUUUAAAAUGCUGAAUCAGCUGAAAAAAGCUGACGAAGGCCGUCUAAUGCCAACUGUGCAGGACACACCGCUAAAACCAGGGCGGCAUACACUCACUGACGACCCAACAUUGACCAACGGCCGACUGUUGGUUUGCUGAAAAACAAAAAAGACCCACAUUAAAGUAAAAAUGUCAUAAUAAUAUCAGUCAGGAUUUUUAUUCAAUUAUUGGUCAAGUUAUUACAUUGUUGGAUUUUAUUACAUUUUCAAUGAGGUUAAGUGCAAAUCUUACUACAUUUUCAGGCGUUGCUACAUUUUCAGGAAAUUCUAAUACUAUUGGUGCCAAGGCAGUUAGGACUCAUCGAGUCAGCAAUGUUAACCUCUCCUUGACACAGCUCCUCUUUUGUCAUGACUCUGGACCGAGGUCCGGGUGCUCCACAGCCUUGGAGCUCAGGUUAGGAGUCGGCUCGCCUGCUCUCUCUAACUUUGGUGGGGAAAUUUGAACAUUUGAUUAGUUUUCUGGGAAAACUUCACCACUGCACCAGAGAUGUUCCGCCCCCUUCUGGGUGCUUUUCUUUUUUCAGAAGGGCUUUGGUUCGCAGUUGUCUUGUCAGGGAGCUCCUGAGAUUAGCCAGGGGCCACUAAAGGCUGGUGGGCAGAGACCCCUCACCUCCCCUGCAAUGAAUGAUCGGGGGUAGGGAGUCAUUUCCUCUUCUGCAGACUGAUUUUAUUAAAGCAAACAACCCACCCUCGAUAAUAAAAAAAACAAAAAACCCCUGUUUCCAUAUCUACACACGUCAUCAUCCAACACUGCAGUGAUUUACAUCUCCUUCCAGAUUUGCCAAAAUGCAUGGCGCGAGAGACAUUUAACAAACAGAAAAUGUUUAUAAUGAAGCAUAAGUUCUGUUUCUUUUAUUUUUCAAUUUUGAUAAUAAAGACAGACAGUAAGACGAUUUCAUAGGAAAUCCAUACAAGUCCAAACAUGUAGAGGAUGUGGGAAGUAUCGGUCACCCUGAGCUCCACAGCUACAUGCCAUUGUUAUGAUGCUUCUGGUCUUGUAUGGUAACUUAUUUGACUAGAUCAACAGCAUGGGAUCUUUCUGUAGUUAGUCCUGUGUGUGUUCCUCUCCCCAGUCUCAGUAGGAAGGCUGUACUUCAUUGCUAAGUGCACUAUAAUAGAUCUCUUGGUGAUUAUAAUUUCAUAAAGAAGCAAAACCUGCAGAAAGUGUAUCCUGCUGAAACUAACUUGAUCCUCUCUUUAGCAAUGACGUCUAUAUUUGUAGUUCACAUAUAUGCCUGUUCGAAUACAAUAUCUUGACAGUUGUUAUAUUUAUGUUGUGUAAUAAAUGUCGUGCUGGGUUUUUACUUUUGUUUUAUCUAACGUUUUGUUUUUCCAUUGUAUUUUCUUUUCUUUGGAGGCACAGUGGGUGGCUUUAUGCACAGGAAUGGAAAUUUAAAAGAUGUUUUUUUUGUUUUGUUUGUUUGGUUUGUACUGUAACGACUCAUUCUGGUUCAGAGCUUCUGACAGUUUUCGUCUCUGGCUGCUCGACAUCCUGCGGACACCUGCCCCGAAUCUCUGUUGUGUUAUUGUGCCUCUCUCUUUUUCUUUUUCUUUCUUAUUUUUUAAAUCAUUCUUUCUCUGUUGUAUCAGCCGGGAGUUGGUACCACAGCUCUGCUUGUAACCACAAUAGUCUGAUUAUGUUUAUUGAUUUUAAUAUCAAAAUAAUAAAACCAUUAGCACCCCA